This is a messenger RNA of Diospyros lotus (date-plum), 747 nucleotides long. RefSeq names its product histone H3.3. The record is from RefSeq and is a predicted model, not a curated record. Bases 165 to 575 code for a protein of 136 amino acids. Lineage: Eukaryota; Viridiplantae; Streptophyta; Magnoliopsida; Ericales; Ebenaceae. Gene Ontology annotation, cellular component: nucleosome. The transcript has 5 exons. Gene Ontology annotation, molecular function: DNA binding; protein heterodimerization activity; structural constituent of chromatin.
UCUAUCCAAAUCACAUCUACUUAACCUUCAACACACGCGUGCUAUAAAUUACGUCAAACCACAGUUCUCAUCCCCCGUGCUCGGGAGAGGAAUUGCUUUUGCUGUUUGUUUCUUGGGAAAAUUGUUCUCCCUUUCUUGCUCGGAUUUACGCCAAACAUAGCCGGAUGGCUCGUACGAAGCAAACCGCUCGCAAAUCCACCGGGGGCAAGGCUCCAAGAAAGCAGCUUGCCACCAAGGCUGCUCGCAAAUCUGCCCCAACUACUGGGGGGGUGAAGAAGCCUCACAGAUACCGACCUGGAACCGUUGCUCUACGUGAAAUUCGCAAGUACCAGAAGAGUACUGAACUCCUGAUAAGGAAGCUUCCAUUUCAGAGGCUUGUUCGUGAGAUUGCUCAGGACUUUAAGACUGACCUGAGGUUCCAGAGCCAUGCAGUCCUGGCACUACAGGAGGCAGCUGAGGCGUACCUUGUGGGGUUAUUUGAAGAUACCAAUCUCUGUGCAAUUCAUGCAAAGCGUGUCACUAUCAUGCCUAAAGACAUUCAGCUCGCAAGGAGAAUUAGGGGUGAGAGGGCUUAGUUUCUCAUGGAUAUUGAUUCCCUGAUCGGCCAAGUUAAUAGUUCUUAGUGAUAGAAACUCAAGAAGCUUUAAGCAUUUCUCUUUGUUAAAAACAGAGGUUUCUUUUUUUUUUUUCCCCUGGAUGACUGGUAGAAACUACAAGUUCGAUGCAAUGGUUACCGAUUUAGAUGUA